CAUUGCGAAGAGGUUUUUCUCCCCGUUACACGAACGUCCCUUUCGCUGUUAUCAACAAGUAGGAAAUUUAUUAAAAAAAUACGUACGUAUAUGUAUGUGCUGGCACGAGGUCAACUGAUAACUGAUAAAUUCUGAAAGCUGAACGUAAUCAGAGCACACCAGUCAGUUCUUGAAGAUGCCAAUGGGCGGACUUCAAUAACACAGCAAAAAUAUAUUUGUUAAAAACCAAAACCAAGUGCGUUUCAUCCAGUUACUAUCGAUUUCGGUUAAUCACUUCUUCUUGAUGUUAUACGAGUGUGGACAAUAACAGUGAUAUGGUUAUUUGCAGUUGCGAUCAAUAAAUGUGAAUUUAAUAAAAAAAAAAAAAGAAAAUGAAACGCGUCAGUAUAAUAGGAAAAUACUGCAAUGGAUUUUUCUUGCUUUUUGGAGUAGUAUUAUCGAUGUUAGGGUUGACGCUGUUGCUUUACUUCCCGUCCAUCUACGAUUUCAUAAUACACAGCGCUCUGGAUCUGCGGCCCGAAACCGAAGCCUACAAAGCUUGGAGCACGAACGAUCCUCCACUCAUCCUCGAUAUGUACUUCUUCAAUUGGACGAACGCCGAUCAGGUGUACGAUCCAACGGUGAAACCUCACUUCGAGCAGGUCGGACCUUACAGAUUCCUGGAGAUCAAAGAGAAAUGCAACAUCACCUUCCACGAAAACGACACAGUUUCGUUCCAAUUCGUGAAGAGGUACCAUUUCAUGGAAGAUGAAAGUCCGAAACCCCUCACAGACGUUAUCAACACCAUAAAUCCUAUAGCUACGUCAGCUGCGUACAAAUCACGUUUUUUCCAUCCCCUGAAGAAGUUGAUGCUGUCUUUCGGAAUGUCGUCAACAUCUAAAGUGUACGUAACUAAGACAAUAGAUGAACUUCUCUUCACCGGUUACGAAGAUCCUCUGCUCGACAUGGUGCGUUCCUUGUCGAUUUUGUUACCAGAAGGCGCCAACGUCAGCGAUAAGUUCGGAUGGUUUUAUCAAAGGAACAACACUUACGGCUUAAGCGGAGAUUUCAGCAUGUACACGGGGCACGACGAGAACUUCGGCAAACUGCUGUCGUGGGAUUACAGGAAUCGCACGGAUUUCUAUGAGGGAACUUGCGGCGAGAUCCGCGGCUCCGCCGGCGAAUUCCAUCCCAUCAAUAGGGAAAGGGAUUUCAUCGAAAUCUAUUCCUCGGAGAUGUGCAGCUACGCUCAUCUCCAAUACGAGAAAGACGUCACCGUGAAGGGUAUAAAGGCGUACAAAUAUUCGUCGGAUACUCUCUUCGACAACGGCACCAAAGUUCCUGAAAACGCUUGUUUCUGCAACGGAGAAUGCAUUCCGAGCGGUGUCCUCAACAUCUCUUCAUGCAGAAUGGAUGCCCCCAUUUUCAUCUCUUUACCACAUUUCUACAACGCAGAUCCUUACUAUAUUGAAUCAAUCGAAGGACUAAAUCCCAACAAGGAGGAACAUGAUUUUUACAUCACUCUAGAACCAAAAUCAGCAAUUGUCGUCGAUAUUGGCGCUAGAAUGCAACUCAACGUUUUGUUACAACCGAUCAAAGGAUUCAGCUUAUUUGAAAAAGUCCCAAAGAUAUACGUACCUGUAUUCUUUUUCGAUCAAGUUGUCACCGUGACAGAUGAUCUCGCCGUGAAGAUGCAAUUACUUCAGAAUUUACCUGAUAUAAGAGAAACAGCAGCGUACAUCCUCAUCAUUAUCGGAGUAGUCUUCAUGAUGUCCACACUCUGCUGCUGGGUAAAUUCCACGAAAUCUCAGAAGCUGAACCGUAACGAAUACAAGAUUCCUCCGCAAUCUAUAGCAGAUGAAAUCCCGUUGAAACUGAAAACGGAAACCACGUGAAAACUAUUUCUAAUUAUAAUUUUACGUU
Messenger RNA from Nicrophorus vespilloides, 1902 nucleotides. RefSeq names its product protein croquemort-like. Gene Ontology annotation, molecular function: scavenger receptor activity. The coding region runs from base 372 to 1874 and encodes 500 amino acids. The transcript is spliced from 7 exons. Gene Ontology annotation, cellular component: membrane; cytoplasm. The record is from RefSeq and is a predicted model, not a curated record. Lineage: Eukaryota; Metazoa; Arthropoda; Insecta; Coleoptera; Silphidae.